UUCUUCAAGUAUCUAAGGAUUAUUUGUGGAUCGCUGCUAGCCUUUUCAUAUAAUUUUGUGAUAAAUUCGAAUAUUUUGAGUGAAAUGUCUCAAUUAGAGAAAAACAAACAGGGAAUUACUCUCACAAAGCCUUACUUGGAAAAUUAUCCAGAUAAAAAUGGGUUUUUUGGUCCCUAUGGUGGAUGUUUUGUUCCUCCUGAAAUUGAGAAGCAAAUGAAAUUAAUCUCAGAACAAUAUGAUCUCUUGAAAAACGAUCCUGAAUAUCUUGAGACUUUGAGCCGAAUUAGAAGUGAUUUUCAAGGUAGACCAACUCCAUUAUUUUUUGCUAGAAAUUUAUCCAAAUAUGCCUCUCCAGAUAAAAAUAUUAAAAUCUAUCUCAAAAGAGAAGAUUUAAACCAUAUGGGUGCUCAUAAAUUAAACCACUGUAUGGCUGAAGCUUUGAUCGCUUUGAAGUUGGGUAAAAAAAAGAUAAUCGCUGAAACCGGUGCUGGUCAACAUGGUGUCGCUUUAGCUACUGCUGCUGCUUAUUUUAAUUUGAAAUGUGAUAUUUACAUGGGUGAAAUUGAUAUCAUUAAAGAAAAACCAAAUGUGGUCAGAAUGAAAAUUUUAGGUGCUAACGUUAUACCUGCAACUCACGGUUUAAAAUCAUUGAAAGAGGCUGUAGAUAUAGCUUUUGAAAAUUAUAUGAAAGAUCCCGAAAAUAUCAUGUAUUGUAUUGGCAGUGUUGUUGGCCCACACCCCUUUCCUUUAAUGGUGAGAGAUUUCCAAAGUGUUAUUGGUACUGAAACUAAAAAGCAAUUUAAAUUGAAAAAUGAUAACAAAUUACCUGAACAUAUUGUUGCAUGCUGCGGUGGUGGUUCAAAUGCUGCCGGUAUAUUUUCUGCUUUCAUUGAUGACGAAGAUGUUAAACUAUAUGCAGUUGAACCACUUGGAGAUGGAACUGGAAAACUAGGAUCGCAUGCUGCUUCUAUUUCAUAUGGUGAAGAUGGUGUUAUGCAUGGGUUUAAUUCAAUUAUGAUUAAAAACUUAAAUGACAAUGAACCCGGACCAGUGAAUUCAAUUGCUUCAGGUUUAGAUUAUCCAAGUGUUGGUCCUGAACAAGCUCUAUGGUUUAGAAGCAAUAGAACUGAGAAAAAUGUUGGUGCAACUGAUUUGGAAGCUGUUGAUGCAUUUUUUGCGCUAUCUAAAUUGGAAGGUAUUAUUCCCGCUUUAGAAUCGUCUCAUGCAAUCGCUUAUGCUUUAAAAUUAGCUAAAAAUGUUGACAACAAUUCAACUAUUGUUGUUAAUUUAUCUGGUAGAGGCGAUAAGGACAUUGAUUAUGUUGUUGAAAACUAUCCACAAUUUAUCGACAAAAAAUACGAAAUUCAAUGAUUUAAUUUAAUGAUUUAAUUUAAUGAUUUAUUUUAAUAAUUUUAUUUGACUUUAAUCUUCUUGGAAGAAUAUUCUUUAUUGUGAAUUUCUUCAGAUUCGAGCUUUUUUUUUUCCUUUUAUAAUUAUUGUUUUCAGAAUUAUUUUUAUUAUAAUAAUGUAGAUGUAAU
Ascoidea rubescens DSM 1968 is the source of this 1538-nucleotide messenger RNA. Its product is annotated as tryptophan synthase subunit beta. The transcript has a single exon. The record is from RefSeq and is a predicted model, not a curated record. Bases 85 to 1371 code for a protein of 428 amino acids. NCBI's taxonomy places the organism in Eukaryota, Fungi, Ascomycota, Saccharomycetes, Ascoideales, Ascoideaceae. Gene Ontology annotation, biological process: L-tryptophan biosynthetic process. Gene Ontology annotation, molecular function: tryptophan synthase activity. Gene Ontology annotation, cellular component: cytoplasm.